AUAAAAUUCCAAUCUUUUUCCGCCCAUUUUCGUAAAAAUUUCGCAGGACAACGCUACGGGGGCUCCGGGAAGAUUCCAUAAAUUUGAAAAAUGGAUCAUUAAUAUCUUCUCUGUUUUAGGAUUCGGAGAUGGCGAUGUUCGGAUAUGCAGGCCCUGCAGAGUUAGCUUCUUCUUCUUCUUCCCUAGGGUUUUGCAAGACCAGGGUACCGUCUUCUUCGUUCAUCCCUAGACGGUGGCGUAUUUCUCCAGGCCCUGCGUCUGGAAGAAAUGACAUUUCAAAACAACUCCGCUUCUCCGUCCGUUGUUCUUUCGUUCCCAUGGACUCCGCCAAGAUUAAGGUCGUCGGAGUUGGUGGUGGUGGCAACAAUGCCGUCAAUCGCAUGAUCUGCAGCGGCUUGCAGGGAGUAGAUUUUUAUGCCAUUAAUACAGAUGCUCAGGCACUGGUGCAGUCUGCUGCUGAAACCCCAAUUCAAAUUGGAGAGCUUCUGACUCGCGGACUAGGUACGGGGGGCAAUCCUCUUCUCGGGGAACAGGCAGCGGAGGAAUCAAAGGAAGCCAUUGCAAAUGCUCUCAAGGGUUCAGAUAUGGUGUUUAUAACUGCUGGAAUGGGUGGUGGUACGGGUUCUGGUGCUGCACCUGUUGUUGCCCAAAUUUCAAAAGAUGCUGGUUAUCUCACUGUUGGGGUAGUUACUUACCCAUUCAGCUUUGAGGGGCGCAAAAGGCUUUGGAAGCUAUUGAAAAACUUCAGAAAAAUGUUGAUACUCUUAUAGUGAUCCCAAACGACCGUCUGCUUGAUAUUGCAGAUGAGCAGACACCACUUCAGGAUGCUUUUCUUCUUGCAGAUGAUGUGCUUCGUCAAGGUGUACAAGGAAUUUCUGAUAUAAUCACAAUACCUGGGCUUGUAAAUGUGGAUUUUGCUGAUGUAAAAGCAGUCAUGAAAAAUUCUGGAACUGCCAUGCUUGGAGUGGGAGUGUCAUCUAGCAAAAAUCGUGCCGAAGAAGCAGCCGAACAAGCAACUCUGGCCCCUUUAAUGGGAUCUUCUAUCCAGUCUGCCACUGGAGUAGUUUAUAAUAUCACAGGAGGCAAAGAUAUAACUCUGCAAGAAGUCAACAGGGUCUCGCAGGUUGUUACUAGCUUGGCUGAUCCAUCAGCUAACAUUAUAUUCGGAGCCGUGGUGGAUGAACGGUACAAUGGGGAGAUCCAUGUGACAAUGAUUGCCACCGGGUUUGCGCAGUCAUUUCAGAAAACUCUUCUUACGGAUCCCAGAGGAGGAGCAAAGGCGGCUGAGAAGGGUGGUGGAGGAAGCCAAGAGAGUGUGCCGCCACUGGUUACUCCAAAGCCAUCAUCUGUCCCCUUACCUUCUUCUAAUUCACAGCCUCCUCUUCGGAAGCUUUUCUUCUAGCC
Cuscuta campestris is the source of this 1404-nucleotide messenger RNA. NCBI's taxonomy places the organism in Eukaryota, Viridiplantae, Streptophyta, Magnoliopsida, Solanales, Convolvulaceae. The record is from the annotation of a GenBank genome assembly.